CGCCGGGACAGAGAAGUGGGCCGGGACCAGCCGGGCCAGACCAGACUGGACCCCAGGGGCGAUGCGGCUGUUGCCCCUGCUGCGGACUGUGCUCUGGGCCGCGCUGCUCGGCUCGCGCCUGCGGGGGUGCUCCAGCCUCCGCCACUCUAUCUACUGGAACUCCACUAACCCCAGGUUGCUUCGAGGAGAUGCCGUGGUGGAGCUGGGCCUCAACGAUUACCUAGACAUCUUCUGCCCACAUUAUGAGAGCCCAGGGCCCCCAGAGGGCCCGGAAACGUUUGCAUUAUACAUAGUGGACUGGUCAGGCUACGAGGCCUGCAAGGCAGAGGGGGCAAAUGCCUUCCAGCGCUGGAAUUGCACGCUACCUUUUGCGCCUUUUGUCCCUGUUCGAUUCUCCGAAAAGAUUCAGCGCUUCACACCGUUCCCGCUGGGCUUCGAGUUCUUGCCUGGAGAGACUUACUACUACAUCUCGGUGCCAACUCCGGAGAGUCCUGGCCAGUGCCUGAGACUCCAGGUGUCUGUCUGCUGCAAGGAGGACAGAUCCGAGUCAGCUCAUCCUGUCGGGAGCCCUGGAGAAAGUGGCACAUCUGGGUGGCGGGGAGGACACGCCCCCAGCCCUCUGUCUCUCCUGCUGUUGCUGCUGCUCCCAAUACUCCGUCUUCUGCGAGUUCUGUGAGCCAAGUACACCUUCCCAGUCACCCCAAGGAGCCAGAGCCCUUCCCAGGAUCCUCUGUUGAAGGGGUUCCUGCCACCGUACAGGCGAUGCCAAGCCAGGCAGACAUGAUGAAGCUUUGAUGUGCAAAGUCGGAGGAUCUGAGGUGACCCUUGUAGGUGACUGCUCCCUCACUACAGGCUGAAGAGGAACUGCAAGGAAGCUGCAGACAGUCGGGCACCCAGAAGCAUAGCUGCUUUGAUGGUCUUGUCUCCUCCCCCUGGAAGACUGGGAUUUCAGGGGAUCAAAUCCUUGAGACACUGGGGGCCAAAGCCAAAGACCUGGGAACCGGUGGGUUCCUGGCCAAGAGCAGAGAAGCCACGGUCUCUGUGGCCUCCAGGCCUCUUCCCAGGAGCAAUUGUUGCCCCUUCCAGGGAGCCACUCUCUUGUCUUCUGUGAAGACGGACUUGCCAUGAGGUUGAAUUUCAUGCUGGUUUGUAUUUUUUAUAAAGUGUUUGGACCAAACCUUCAAUAAAUCACCCGUUCU
Rattus norvegicus (Norway rat) is the source of this 1199-nucleotide messenger RNA. RefSeq names its product ephrin A4 (gene Efna4). Gene Ontology annotation, cellular component: plasma membrane; membrane. Gene Ontology annotation, molecular function: ephrin receptor binding. Bases 62 to 676 code for a protein of 204 amino acids. The transcript has 4 exons. Gene Ontology annotation, biological process: cell communication; signaling; ephrin receptor signaling pathway. The record is from RefSeq and is marked provisional. Lineage: Eukaryota; Metazoa; Chordata; Mammalia; Rodentia; Muridae.